Boleophthalmus pectinirostris (great blue-spotted mudskipper) is the source of this 1258-nucleotide messenger RNA. RefSeq names its product v-mos Moloney murine sarcoma viral oncogene homolog (gene mos). The record is from RefSeq and is a predicted model, not a curated record. Gene Ontology annotation, biological process: protein phosphorylation. Bases 76 to 1071 code for a protein of 331 amino acids. The transcript has a single exon. Gene Ontology annotation, molecular function: ATP binding; protein kinase activity. Lineage: Eukaryota; Metazoa; Chordata; Actinopteri; Gobiiformes; Gobiidae.
CGCUGUGUUGUCGCUACAGUGUUUAUCUAGAGCUAUAAUGGCGGCGGUCGGGGUGGAUGCGCCCGCACUGGAGCCAUGCCGUCUCCCAUCCCCGUGUCUAGGCUGCUGCCCAAAGACCUGUUCCCCAGCGUUGGCACGGGAGUCUGCAGCAGCCCGCUCUUCAAACAGGGCAGCACCCUGCACAUCCCCGCUCCUCGCCCUGGUCGUUGCUCCCGGCCCUGGUCCUCGGUGAUUCUGUGGCCGGAGCUGCGGACUGUGGGACCGGUGGGCUCGGGAGGCUUCGGCUCGGUCUUCAGAGCGGAGUACCUGGGUCAGAGCGUGGCACUCAAACGGGUCAACAGGUCUACUAAGAACCGCCUGGCUUCAAGACACAGCUUCUGGGCCGAACUGAACGCGGCGCAUCUGCGCCACCGGAACAUUGUGCGCGUUCUCGCUGCCAGCACAUGUGUGCCCGCGGAGCCGGAGUACGAGGGCAGUUUAGGGGGCGUGCUGAUGGAGCUCUGCGUGUCGGACCUACAGCAGAUUAUCUACGGCACUGGUCCACUGGAAGAGAAUCGCUGUUUGCGCUACGCCGAGGACGUGACGCACGGUCUCCACUUCCUUCACGCGCACGAUGUGCUGCAUUUGGACAUUAAACCUGCGAACCUGCUGCUGUCCCAGGACGAUGUGGUCAAGAUCGCGGACUUCGGUUGCUCCCUGAAGCUGGAGCCCGGGUCACAGGCUGCGGCCGUGAGCCCACAGCUGAGCCACGUAGGCGGCACGUUUACGCACCGCGCUCCGGAGCUGCUCAAAGGCGAGCCCGUGUCUGCCAAAGCGGACGUGUUCUCAUUCGCCAUCACGCUGUGGCAACUGCUGACUCGAAACCAGCCGUACGAGGGGGACCGACAGUACGUCAUUUACGCCGUAGUGGCGCACGAGAUGCGGCCGCAGCUUCACGGGCACGCGGUUUUCAGCGGAGCGCGUGGGCAGGUUUACCGUGCGCUGUUGAGGCGUUGCUGGAGCGCACAGCCCCAGAACAGACCAAGCUCAGAGGAACUACUACAGCUGCUGCCCAGGGGCGAGGACACGUGACCACUGUGGCCACUGGACCUCUGGUUCUGAACAAGUGAAAUUUACAGACCCAGUUCCUUAGCUCACCCUAGAGGACGAAUUCAACCAUGGGACUGUGGCAGAUAUGCGCUUUACUGUAUGAUGAUGUUUUAAUAGUGUUGUUGUGAUUGCUCUUAAAUGUUUUCAUUAAACUUUUUUUUUAUCUUUA